AUGUCCUUGACAGUUAAACACUUGAACAAUGAUGCAUCAUUCCUCCUAACCUUCGAACCCAUCUCCCCAUUCCCCCCUUCUCCAGGACGACCGUCGAACUACUUUACCAUCCUCCUCGAUCCGUGGUUAUCCGGACCAUCCAAGAUUUUCCAUUCCAAAUUCUCGAUAUCUCAUCUCAAAACACCAUCAUGCAUCGCCUCCCUCACCGAACUCCCCGAACCAGAUCUGGUAGUGAUCAGUCAGGACAAGACAGAUCAUUGUCAUGAAGAAACCCUCAAGCAACUCUCUCCCAGUGGAGGAAAGACACUUAUUCUCGCGGAACCCGGGGCCGCAAAGACAAUCAAACGAUGGAAAUACUUUGAUACCUCCAAAGUAAUCCCCCUUAAACGCUGGGAAGAUUCUCGUCUCCGCCGUACCGACAAUAUCCUUCGAAUCCCCGUCUCACCCAUAACUCACAACGGCACACCAGGCGAAGUAACCAUUGCCUUUCUCCCCCAAAAGAACGAUCUCACAGGCCUACACAACGCAAUCGGUAUAACCUACCGACCACCCACCCUCUCAACCUUCUUCUUCGACCCCCCUUCCUACGCCACUCCUCCCGCCUCCCCCCGCUCCUUCGCAUCCACCCUCUCCACCCCCAGCGACCGCGCCCUCUCCGUCAUCUUCUCUCCCCACGGCUGCACCUACCGCACCCUCGCCCCCUACGCGACAUCGCAUCUCAUCUCCUCCGCCGCGCUCCCGCUAACCACGCUCCUCCACCCCUUCGACCGCAUCUCCAACCCAUGGUAUCUGGGCGGAAACAUCAUCAGUGGAUUCCCGGGCGGAGUAGAAAUCGCACAGCAUCUCUGUGCCCAAACGUGGAUCUCGGCACACGAUGGAGAUAAAGAGAGUAGCGGGUUUGCAACGUGGAGUAUUAGGAGUAGGAAGUGGGACAGGGAGGAAGUGGAGAGUAUAGUGAGUCCGAGGAGUGAGGGGUUUGGGGAGAGGGAAGGGGAGAGAGAGAGGAGCAUGGGGACUGAGGUGUUGGUGUUGGGGAGUGGAGAGGCGGUGAGGUUGGUGAAGGGGGGUGAUGUUUUGGGGGUGGGGAUGGGGGUUAGGGUUGAGAGGGAGGGUGCGGAUAAGGAUAUUGAUGGAGAUGGAGAUGGAGAUGGAGAUGGAGAUGGGUGGAUAGAAGGUAUCAAGGUGAGGAAUAUCGGGGAGAUGUGUUGA
Sclerotinia borealis F-4128 is the source of this 1209-nucleotide messenger RNA. NCBI's taxonomy places the organism in Eukaryota, Fungi, Ascomycota, Leotiomycetes, Helotiales, Sclerotiniaceae. The record is from the annotation of a GenBank genome assembly.